AUGGCCGCUAUACGGGAGCUUGACCUCAGUGCCUACCACUCGCACUCAAUAGCGGACAGGAUCAAUGAUGCCGUUCCUGGCCUCAAGACCAGCACCGCCUUCUUCACAUUCCUCCGCGCGAACCUGGUGCUUCCGCCCUCGGCCAUGGCCUCCAACGUGAGCACGCCGCUCUUGGAGCCGAGUGUCUCGCAGACACUACCGCCGCCCUCGCCCUCUCCUCUCGCCCAGCCGCCCCAGACCGACCUCGACGGAAUACCGCCUCUGUCACUCGACGUGUUGGCCAGCCGAGACGACAAGGUAGACGCUUUCAAGCUGGUCGCGGACAGCAUAGCGCAGCAGCGGCAGAAGGCCUCCCUCAACCUCGUCUUCCACCCUCUCCUCCUCGCCGCGCUGAUCGGCGCACUCUCCUGGGCCGGCCACUACGGCUGGGUGACGCGGUACAAAGACCUCGGCACCACGCUGCUCCUGGUCUCCGGGAUCAUCAUGACGUACCUCAUGGGCAUCCGCUACCUCAGCAGCCCCUACAUCCGCGUGGCCGAGGCCCUGAGGUGGGACUGGCUGGUGGCCGACGACGGCGAGGAGGACACGAUCAUCGGCAGCCGGUUCGGCGACGAGAUGAUCGGGGCGCUCGUGUUGCGGCUCGAGCCGAACCCCAGCCUGGCGGGCAAGAAGAAGAACCGCGCGCUCAGCCUCAAGGGCGGCAAGGGAGUGAUUCGCGCGUGGACGACCAAGCUGCGCUACAGGAAAAGGGGCGUGGGCAACGACCUGCUGCACGAGGCCGUGCGGGUCACGCGCGAGAAGUGCGGCAAGGACGCCGAGGUCGGGUUUGCGCAGGAGCACGCCAACAGCACGAUGGUGUUGCCGAAUUUCUUCAAUGGGCCUUUUAGAAAGCAGGAGAUGCAGGCUGCCAGGACCCUCGAGAAGGUUCUUGGAGAGUGGGAGGGAAAUAGGAGGAAGAGGUGA
Messenger RNA from Phaeoacremonium minimum UCRPA7, 963 nucleotides. Its product is annotated as putative acetyltransferase protein. Lineage: Eukaryota; Fungi; Ascomycota; Sordariomycetes; Togniniales; Togniniaceae. The coding region runs from base 1 to 963 and encodes 320 amino acids. The record is from RefSeq and is a predicted model, not a curated record. The transcript is spliced from 2 exons.